AGCAACGGAGGCGCCGCACUCUGCCGAGGAUCCCGAGCGAGGUUUUUGGUUCGGCUGGUUUUGGUUGUGCUAGUGCUCCCGCUGAUGCCAAGUAACCAGGAUGCGGGACGCAGUGUGGAUGGUCAUCGCUGUUUGCUGCACCGCCGGUGCCACCAACGCGUUGGCUUGUGGGAACGUAGCGACGCGGGGGAGAGCCACCCAGUCCACCACCUACGAAUACGGAACUGCAGACAAUGCGAUCGAUGGAUCUCGGGACGGCAACUACCACCACAAAUCGUGCACCCACACCCAAUCGGAGACGAAGCCGUGGUGGAGAGUUGACCUGUUCGCGCAGGAAAGUGUGCUCUCGGUGAAGAUCACCAACAGGGCCGACUGCUGCUCCUACGUCACAGGGUGCGGGAUGAUCUCCAUGCUGGGGGCCGGGGAGACCGCCGUCCUCGACUGCCACGGGAUGCUUGGGCGCUUUGUUGACGUGGUGCUGACCAGCGGCGGCGUUCUGACCCUAUGCGAAGUGGAAGUGUACGCGCGUGAUCGUGGGGCGGGGGCGAAUGGCGCACAGUCCAGCAUCCUGAAUGAAACCAUGUUAAUCUAAUCGUCUCUGCCCGCACGACAUCCGUAUCCCUCCAUUCCCUGCCUGUCUCCGCGCUUAUCUAAAACCUAUCGUAUCUGCUCCACCACCACCCUUGGCAAUGCGUUCCUGAAGCUGUCCACCCUUUUCCUGUAGGUAAUACCUUCAAAUAUAGACAUGAUAAUGAUAGGCCUCCUCUGCACCCUUUCCAAACCCUCCACAUUCUGUAAAAGGGGCGAACGGAACUGCACGCAAUAUUAAAAAUGAGGCCAAACCAAAGUUUUGUAAAGCUGUAACUUAUCUUCCUGGCUCUUGUGCUGAAUAAAACGGUGAAGCAUCAA
Molecule: messenger RNA, 909 nt
Organism: Amblyraja radiata (thorny skate)
Lineage: Eukaryota; Metazoa; Chordata; Chondrichthyes; Rajiformes; Rajidae
Product: fucolectin-6-like
Exons: 5
Coding region: 101-592 (163 amino acids)
Source: RefSeq, a predicted model, not a curated record